This is a messenger RNA of Heterobasidion irregulare TC 32-1, 1266 nucleotides long. RefSeq lists its product as uncharacterized. The transcript is spliced from 4 exons. NCBI's taxonomy places the organism in Eukaryota, Fungi, Basidiomycota, Agaricomycetes, Russulales, Bondarzewiaceae. The coding region runs from base 59 to 1165 and encodes 368 amino acids. The record is from RefSeq and is a predicted model, not a curated record. Gene Ontology annotation, cellular component: cytoplasm. Gene Ontology annotation, molecular function: saccharopine dehydrogenase (NAD+, L-lysine-forming) activity.
GUUCAACCAAGCACCUCCCUUCGUCAACGUCCUCUCAUCUCAAUUCCUCAUCGCCAAUAUGUCGCAAAAAGUGUUCUGGCUGAGAUGUGAAAAGAAGGAGUUCGAGCGCAGAGCAGCGCUAACUCCAACAACGUCCAAGAAGCUCAUCGAGUCUGGCUUCGAGAUUCUCGUUGAGCGCGAUGAGCAGCGAAUCUUUGAUGAUUCGGAAUACGAGGCUGUAGGAUGCAAGCUAGUCGAUAAUAAUUCAUGGCCCAGCGCGCCUGUGGGCGUGCCUAUCAUUGGCCUGAAGGAGCUCCCACUCUCCGAUGCCCCAUUGCCUCACUCCCACAUCCAGUUUGCGCAUUGCUACAAACAACAGGCAGGCUGGUCUUCUGUGCUUGCGCGCUUUCACCGUGGCGGCGGCACCCUGUACGAUAUCGAGUUCCUCAAUGACGCGAAUGGCAGGCGCGUGGCUGCGUUUGGAUUUCACGCUGGAUUCGCGGGUGCGGCUGCAGGGGCGUUGGCGUUGGCAUCUCAGAAGAAGAACGAAAAAUUAGGGCUCCUUGAGCCGUACGCGAACGAGCACGCGAUGGUGGAGGAUGUCAAGCGGAAGCUGGGGGGAAGUGCUAAGGGUGUCAAGGCGCUGGUGAUAGGUGCUUUGGGUCGUUGCGGCCGUGGCGCUGUCGAUCUGUUCCGAAAGAUUGGGCUGGACGAGGAUGAUAUCGUCAAGUGGGACAUGGACGAAACUGCGAAGGGCGGUCCGUUCCAAGAGAUCCUCGAUGUUGACAUCUUCGUCAACUGCAUUUACCUCACCUCGCGCAUCCCCUCGUUCCUUACCGAGGAGACGAUCGCUGCCGCAGGCAAAUCGCGCCGUUUGGGCGUGGUCGUUGACGUGAGCUGUGACACGACCAACCCCAACAACCCCAUUCCUGUGUACUCUGUGAACACCACGUUCUCAGACCCGACUGUUCCCGUCAAUGUUGGUGUGGGUAAUCCUCCGUUGUCAGUCAUCUCCAUCGAUCACCUCCCCACACUGCUUCCUCGGGAGGCAUCCGAGCAGUUUAGCUCGGAUCUCCUUCCAUCUCUCCUGACCUUCCCUGAGAGGAAGACCGCUCGUGUCUGGACGGAUGCCGAAAGGCUAUUCCGGGAGAAACUAUCAGAGGCUGCAAAGGUGGAAGGCCUGUAGAGGUCUUUCACGCGGUCGUAAUGUAAAGUCUGUGCGAUUGUGCGGUGUACUCAAAAUGUAGAAGGAUCAUUAGAAGAUAAUUUAGGCGUUCGAGUCUUCUC